AACUUCCUCAACAAUUUCCAAACUGCCAAAGAAGCUUUGAGCACAGCCACAGUCCAGGCUGCAGAAAGAGCUGCUUCCAGCAUGAAGGACUUGGCUCAGAAGAGUUUCCGCCUUUUGAUGGAUAUCAACCUGAAAGCACCAGUUAUUAUCAUUCCUCAGUCUUCAGUAUCACCUAAUGCUGUUAUAGCUGAUCUGGGUUUAAUCAGAGUUGAAAACAAAUUUAGCUUAGUUCCUAUGGAACAUUAUUCUCUUCCUCCAGUUGUUGACAAAAUGAACAUCCAACUUACUCAGUUGAAGCUGUCCAGAACUGUUUUGCAGACUGGCUUGCCACAACAUGACAUUGAAAUUUUAAAACCAGUCAACAUGCUUUUGUCCAUACAGCGAAAUUUAGCAGCAACAUGGUACAAGCAAAUUCCAGGGAUGGAGAUAAAAGGAAAACUAAAACCUAUGCAGAUUGUGUGGUUAUAGGUUUGUUGAAAGCAAAAGAAAACCUAAAUGAGUAC
Messenger RNA from Manis javanica (Malayan pangolin), 503 nucleotides. The record is from RefSeq and is a predicted model, not a curated record. Lineage: Eukaryota; Metazoa; Chordata; Mammalia; Pholidota; Manidae.